Molecule: messenger RNA, 804 nt
Organism: Cryphonectria parasitica EP155
Lineage: Eukaryota; Fungi; Ascomycota; Sordariomycetes; Diaporthales; Cryphonectriaceae
Exons: 5
Source: RefSeq, a predicted model, not a curated record
GGCCAAGAAAUACUGAUCGGCGUUUGGGUCCCCACUGCCAUUUCGGGGCUUAUACUGCUUCUCAGAAUCUACUGUAAGCAUGUGCGACAACGAGGCUUGUGGUGGGAUGAUGCGGUGAUAUCGAUCUCAUGGGUAUGUAUCCCAAUAUUACUUCUCGCCGCCAAUAUCGUCCAAACGAUCGAGAUCCCACUGGGAUUUGGGAAACACAUCGCCAAUGUUGACCCAGCCAACAAGCCCAUACUGGGCCUGCUCGACGAAGUCACUGCGACGCUCACGAUCUUCGCUGCUGCCUGGAGCAAAACAGCCUUUGCAGUGACGCUGCUGCGCAUACUGGAAGGGUGGGCCAAGAAGUGCGUUUGGUUCAUAGCCAUCUCGAUGAAUGUCCUGAUGUUGGCUGGGGUGAUAUUGGGCUGGGCGCAGUGCUCACCCCCGGACAAGCUGUGGGACGAUGAGAUAGCGGGAACAUGUCUGCCUCGCAGUAUCAGAUCUGACUACAACAUAUUCUCUGGAGUAUAUGCUGGCAUCAUGGAUCUCUGUCUCGCAGCCCUGCCUUGGACAAUCCUGCCGAAACUGCAGAUGCAUACCAGGGAGAAAGCCGGCGUCGGAGUUGCUAUGAGCAUGGGAGUCUUAGCUGGCGGUGCCGCCUUCGCCAAAAGUGCUGCAAUUACGGAACUGGCAACUGGCGACUUCACUUUCUUCGGAGCACCUUUAGUGAUUUGGGGCACUGUGGAAAUCGCAGUCACUAUAGUGGGCUGCUCCAUUCCCAUCCUACGAGCGCUGCUAUCGGAUUACAAGCACUCGAGA